ACCCACAAGGUGCGAGCAUGGAGCUCUCGGAAGACGUGUUAACGCGCCUGCAAAAACUGCCCUCGAAAAAAGUGCAGGAUUUGUUGAUCCUCGCGCUGCAAGAGCAAGGAUGGACCAACAUCGAGGACGUCAACAUCGCCCCUGGAUCGGCCCUGGGCGACGGACUGAUGGCCCUGAUUUAUAGGGUCCGAGUAAAAGGAAGCGUGAAGGGAGGCGAACGCGCCGAAUUGAGUUUGGUGGUGAAAAACACGCCGAAAAACAAGGCGCGGCGCGAGGCGUUCAGCGUGCCGAUGCUGUUCGCCAACGAGCAAUCUUUCUACGAAAAAGUCAUUCCGGCGCUGACCCAGCACCUGCACCGAAAUAGCAGACCGCUGGCCGUGGCGGAAUUUUACAAGUCCAUCACGGACGGCGAACACGACGCCUUGAUUUUAGAGGAUUUGAAAGAGCACGGCUUUUGCAUGGCGGACCGGAGAAGAGGGCUGGAUUUGGCGCACUGCAAAGUGGUGCUUGGCGAGCUGGCCAAACUGCACGCGGCCUCUUUUAUUCUAAAGAAAGCAAAUUUGGAGGUUUUUGAAGAGCUGCGGCCGUUCGUGAAAGACAUGUUUUGGGACGAAGACCGUAAAUUUGCCUUCGAACCGUUUGUCACGAGUUGUUUUGAGGAAACGCUUCGGACGAUUAAACCCUAUUUUGACAAUGAUGAUAAAAAUAUUUAUUUGCAAAAUUAUCGCAAAUUAAUUGAUAGGGGUUAUGAGUUUAUUGCUAACAUCAUAAGAGGCACCGCUCUGGGUGACCAAGUAAUCACACAUGGAGAUUGCUGGACAAACAAUUUGCUUUUCAAGUAUGAGUCCGAGCAGAAGCCCGCAGACGUCCGAUUUCUCGAUUAUCAACUGCCACGGAUCACGACGCCGGCCGCCGACGUGACGUACUUUUUAUUCACCAGUCCAAAGUGCCAAAUGAUGUCAGAGAAUUACGACGAAUUGCUCAAGACGUAUCACGAGAGUUUGGCUUCUAUUUUUAAAGAGCACGCAAUGGACCCCGAAAAAAUAUUCUCGAGGGAAAAACUCUACGAGGAAAUGGCUCGCACGGCGCCCUAUGGUCUCACCAUGGCAGGUAUUGUUGUGCCUGCUGUUUGUGUGCCUCCAGAACACACACCAGAUAUGGAAAAGGUCUCGGGCGAAACGAGAGAUCACUUUGUGCAAGAGUACGCUCGGCAAAUGCAAGCGGACACUCCAGAGGCUCGAGAGCAGUUGGCGUUACUUUUGAAACACUGCGUUGACAGAGGCUUUUUUAAAAAUCUCUGAUCAUUUUAUAGGAAUCACAAAUAAAAUUAUUCCUAUCACAAU
Neocloeon triangulifer is the source of this 1343-nucleotide messenger RNA. RefSeq lists its product as uncharacterized. Gene Ontology annotation, molecular function: ATP binding. Lineage: Eukaryota; Metazoa; Arthropoda; Insecta; Ephemeroptera; Baetidae. The transcript has 2 exons. The coding region runs from base 18 to 1301 and encodes 427 amino acids. The record is from RefSeq and is a predicted model, not a curated record.